Scomber scombrus (Atlantic mackerel) is the source of this 3312-nucleotide messenger RNA. Its product is annotated as transmembrane protein 132C. NCBI's taxonomy places the organism in Eukaryota, Metazoa, Chordata, Actinopteri, Scombriformes, Scombridae. The transcript is spliced from 9 exons. Bases 1 to 3312 code for a protein of 1103 amino acids. The record is from RefSeq and is a predicted model, not a curated record.
AUGAAGAUGGAAGUGUGCUGUGGGAGUGUAAUCACACAGCAGACUGCUCUUGAGAAGAAGGUCAGAGCCCACUCUCAUUCUCUUCUCUUGUCUUUUGCAGUAGCCAACUGUCGAGUCUUAGAGGGAUUGCCAAGAUAUUCCUCCAUCCCCACAUAUCUGCCUGUCAACUACCAGGUGCUCAAUGCUGACUUGUCAUUUUUCCUGAAAGAAACCAACCAGGACUUCAUGAGGAACUCUAGCCUAUUGUCGCGGACUGAGCCCUUCUUCAUCUACCAGGCCAGAAGUUUGCCCUCACUGAACGCUAGCUAUGGGCCUCUGUCUGUGGAGCAACCUGUCCCUUUGGAGCUCCUACAGAGUCCGGGCACCUUUCCCGCCUCCUCUGUUUUUACCUUUAACUGGAAGGUGCAGACCUUUAUCAUGAAUAACAGGAUUCACCUGGCCAAGCCCAAAGUCCAGGUUCUGUUCUAUGUUGCAGGCAGGGACUGGGAUGACUACAGUGCCAUUGACAAGCUGCCCUGUGUGCACAUGUUUGCUUUCCAUGAGACCCAGGAGGUGCGUGGUACUUGCCAGCUGAAGGGGGAACUGGGGCUUUGUGUAGCUGAGCUGGAGCCAUUGGCAAGUUGGUUCAGCCCACCUAGCGUAGUGCCAGGACGCCAGAGGAACCUGGAAGUGUCUGAGGGCACCCCAGUGGAGCUCUACUACCUGCUGCAGUCCACAGAAGCAGGGGAGUGCCAUUCAGAGGAGGCCAGAAAGGAAAACUUCAUCCGCUCAAGCCAGGAAGGGUUGUUUGGUUCCUAUACCUCCACACCUCUGAAGAGGAUUGGUGGUGUGAGGCUCUACCAGAACCCCACUCCUCCCCCUCUCGCUGAACACAGGCUGGAUAAUAACUUUAUGGUCAUGGUGCCAGCCACACCCAUGAGACAGAGGGAAACGGUUUCUGCUUUUAUCUCAGUGUCAGCCUACUCUCCUGUGGAGAUGUUUACUCUAAGAGUGAAGUUGAAAGAGGGAGUGGCGUUUCUCGGAGCUCGUCCCAGCAAUCCCACUCAGUGGAUAGUCAGCCAAGAUGUGAGGAGCGAAGGCCAUCGCGUGGUGACUCUCCACUGCCGCCGCAAGGAGUCCGGCUAUGACCAGCAAAGGUCUGAGAUGGGAGUUCAGAGGGUGCUCCAGGUAGAUCUGAAAAUGGAAAGCUUCCCAGAACCACUGGGCAGCCGCUGGAUGGCCUGGCAGGUGGAGUACCCUGAGAGUCGUGCCGCCACACAGGAAGCUGAAACGGAGAUCCGACUGGCGCAAGAGGACCUGGCGGGCAUCGUGCCCCUGGCUAUGGAUUCUGAGAUUUUGAACACUGCUGUGCUGACUGGGAAAACAGUGGCUGUCCCUGUAAAGGUGGUGACCAUUGGAAUAGAUGCCUCUGUUACUGAUGUCUCCGAAGCAGUCAAGUGUCGCUCUACAGACGAAGACGUGGUCAAGGUGUCAGACAGGUGUGACUAUGUUUUCGUCAAUGGCAAGGAGAUGAAGGGCAAAGUGAAGAUGAUGGUGAACUUCACCUACGGGUACCUGAGUGCUCAGCUGGAGCUCAACGUGUGGAUCCCUCGACUCCCCCUGCAGAUUGAGGUUUCAGACACCGAGCUAAGCCAGAUCAAAGGGUGGAGGGUGCCCAUUAUGGCCAGCAGCCAAAGGUCAGCACGGGACAGCGAGGACGAGGAUGACGAAGACAGACGUGGACGAAGCUGCACUCUACAGUACCAGCACGCCAUAGUCAGAGUCCUGACCCAUUUUGUAGCUGAGUCAGUGGAUCCUCGAGGCCAGACGAGCUUCAUGAUGGGCACUGAUUGGCAGGUGGACAUCACAGAGCUGGUGUGGGAUUUCUUGAAGGUAGAAGACCCACAGAUUGCACAGCUGCUGGACAGAAAGAUACUGGUGGGACUUGACAUGGGAAUGACCACUAUCCAGGUGUUGUCUCCUUUGUCAGACUCAAUACUGGCAGAGAAGACUAUCACAGUGGUGGAUGACAAAGUGACUAUCACAGAGUUGGGGGUCCAGCUGGUCACAGGUCUUUCUAUGAGCCUGCAGCUCAGUCCAGGAAGCAACAGAGCCAUCCUGGCUACCACGACCACACAGGAGGUUCUGCAGAGCCCCAAACAGGAGGCUUUGAUCAGCGCCUGGCUACAGUUCAGCGACGGCUCUGUGGCUCCUCUAGACCUGUACAAUCCUGACUUUUUUGUCCUGACAGCUACCUCCCUAGAUGAGGAUGUGGUGACAGUGCAGCAGGACCCCACGUGGAAAUGGCCUAUUAUCGUGACGGAGGCAGAGGGCCAAGGCCUGCUGGUCAGAGUGGAGAUGACUGUUUGCGAGAUCUGCCAGAAGUUCAAGCGCCGCAGCAUCUUGGCAGCGGGGAACUGUAACGUCAGGGUGAAGUUUGGUUAUAGUGACAGCUCAAGAGGAGGGGGCAGCGAUUAUGGCCCUGAUGUAGAGGAUGUGGAAAACAGAGGUAGGCUAUCACCCUCCCAGGACAGGACCAGCCUUGACACCCACUAUUAUGGGAGCUCCAUCUCUGACAUGGAGGACGGGGUGUCGAGGAGGGCCACCACCACUAGAAGUGCAAUAAUGCGCAGACCCAAUGGGGAUAAACUUUCAGAUGAUGGUAGUCAGAACAUACCAAUUGACUUUGCUGACUUUCCUGCCCAAGUGGACCUUCCCCGUGGUCGCAACAUGGACGAUGACCUUAUUCAGACUGCUCGAGGACUCACAGAUUUGGAGAUCGGUAUGUAUGCCUUGCUGGGGGUCUUCUGCCUCGCUAUCCUGGUGUUUCUCAUAAACUGCAUCUCCUAUACCCUCAAAUAUCGCCAUAAAGAGUUCUCCAUUGAGGGCCAAGAGAACAUGAACCAUGCCCACGACUGGGUGUGGCUGGGGAACGAGGCAGAACUGUUAGAGAGCCAAAUCAGCUUGUCACCCCAGCAGGAGGAACAGACCUCCAUGAUAGACUCAAGUAGCGGGCUUGAGGAAGGCAGCCACUUGCUGAACGGAGGCUCGGCCCAGAAGAACGUGCAGGGCCAAGUGCACCGGGCUGCAGACACAGGUUGCAUAGCCAAGGACAGCAAAGGAGACUCACCCACUACCAAGAGGAAGCGAGUGAAGUUCACCACAUUCACCACCAUCCCCUCGGACAAUAGCUACCCCACUGUGAACACACUGACUGGAUGCCACAGCCAGGACAUUAAAUGGGUGUGCCAAGAUGUAGAGAUGGGAGACUCCAAGGAGUUGCGCAAUUACAUGGAAAGGUUAAAUGACAGUGCUUUAAAAGAGGUGGCAUAA